AGCCGGCCUUCUGCCCAAUCAGAGCAAAAAAGUAGCAGUCGCAGACCUUCGUCAAGCGGCCUGAGAUGCGUUCGCGAGGCCUUGGCGUUUCUAUGUUGCUGGCUGGAGCAGCCUUUGUUGCUCCCAGGCCAGAGCUCCAAAGGAAAUCAUUGCAUUCCCGAGAAAGUAUCGCCGCUCAUGCUGCAGAUCCUGAGCGGGAUCAGCGCGACGAGGCGCCCAGCAACAUUGAACAGCGGGUCGACUCAUUGUUUGGUGCCGCGCGGGAUUUGCUGGACUCUGAAGCCGGCCGCAGUGUGCAAAACCUUGUUGGGGAGGAGCGCCUUGAGAGCUUGAAGGCCGGGGUGGCAGCUACAGCUUCGGGAGCAACUGCUAUGGUGCCAAUCAGUUUAAUCGACCCGGACCGACUGACGCCGCGCUGGGAGUUCCAGCUGGAUAUGCUUGCGCUGGACAUUUUCCUUUUUGGGGUUGUGUAUCGAUAUGCUAUCCGAGCUGGCGAUGACAAUCCCAUGUUGAAAGCAGGUGUGGCGGGCGCUUUUGCCCUUCCACGUGCCCUGUUCCUGGUGGAGUUGCCUACGAAUUGCCAGGCCUUGCCUUUGAAUUGCGGAGAGCCUCUGGGCUAUUUCAGCUGGUCAAUGAUUUUCCAGGCUCUGUGGCAGUUAUUUGUCGGCGUGACUGUACUCUUCUUUGCGCUCUACGGCUUGGAGCGAGCAAUGGGCGUGAAGUUUGUACAAAGAUUUUCGUCUCAAGGCUGAGAAGGGCUGCUGGCGCCAACUGCGUCAGUGAAACCAUAUGACCUGAAGCCCAUCCGAGCUUGGGGGCCCAAAGAUGCUCAGGCGCAGCAGCAAACAUAAGAUGCGGCGCGCGUCGGGAGCAUCAAGUGUGGAUAUGGACAGGGCGUCAUUGUCAUUUUGCGGACAGAAGAACUCUUGCGGGCGGC
This is a messenger RNA of Effrenium voratum, 937 nucleotides long. The record is from the annotation of a GenBank genome assembly. Lineage: Eukaryota; Dinophyceae; Suessiales; Symbiodiniaceae.